AUGUAUACACAAUCACUUUUCUCUUUGGCGCUUCUUGCCUCCGGUGUCACUGCUCAGAUGUCAUUAUCCCAAGCUAUCGCAGCUAAUAAUGGAACUCUUUCGACCCUUUCCAUGCUCCUUGGGCAACAACCCGCACUUGCGGGUGCUCUCUCCAACACCUCAUCAGGAAUUACAGUACUAGCACCAUCUAACGCCGCCUUUGCUAAAUUCCUUGCAAUGCCCGCAAACAAGGCUGCAGUUGGGCAAAGCGAUAUGGUCGCUGCAGUUCUUCAAUAUCAUGUCUUGAAUGGUACAUUUCCAGCCAGCAAAUUCACAAACGAGGCACAGUUCGUACCGACGCUUUUGACAAAUGAGAGUUACACACAAGUUACGGGUGGACAAGUCGUACAGGUGGCUUUGAAUGGUUCAAAUGCCGUUAUUACGACUGGAUUGAAAGAGACAAGCACUACAACACAGACUGAUAUUAUGUUCAAUGGAGGUGUGAUGCACAUCAUCGAUACGGUCCUCACCAUCCCUCUCUCUCCAGCCAUGUCAGCUAUCGACUCGAACCUUUUGUCUCUUGCAGGUGCCCUCACAAAGGCAUCUCUAGUAGAUCCCGUCAACUCCCUCAACGACGUUACUAUUUUCGCUCCCUCCAAUGAUGCGUUUGAGAAAAUAGGAGACACGGCUGCUGCUCUUCCCACCGAACAACUAAGUCAAAUUCUCCAAUAUCAUGUUCUUAAUGGUACCGUCGGUUACUCCACUCUUCUCACCACUGGUCUAGCCAACGAAUCUUUCCCUACCCUCAUGGGCGAAUCUCUUACCGUCACCUCCGAAAACUCUAAAGUAUUCAUCAACAGUGCCCAAGUAGUCACCACUGACAUUAUUGUUUCCAAUGGUGUCAUGCACGUAAUCGACAAUGUCCUCAACCCCUCCAAUGAAACUGUUGUUGAGAACCCUACUGCAGCUUCUCAACCUGUUGCAUUUGAAGGGGCGACUAGUGCGGCCAGUCCGCCGUUCACCAGCGGGAUUAUGGCGACAACUACAGCACCUAGUGCUGCUAUGGAUACGAGUAUCAAGACAGGGGCUGGAGAUAAAAUGGCGAAUGGAGAACGCUUGGGAGGUGCAGUAGCCGCGGUAAUGGGUGCGGCUAUGUUGAUUUUGUAG
This is a messenger RNA of Sclerotinia sclerotiorum 1980 UF-70, 1146 nucleotides long. RefSeq lists its product as hypothetical. The record is from RefSeq and is a predicted model, not a curated record. Gene Ontology annotation, cellular component: fungal-type vacuole membrane. Bases 1 to 1146 code for a protein of 381 amino acids. NCBI's taxonomy places the organism in Eukaryota, Fungi, Ascomycota, Leotiomycetes, Helotiales, Sclerotiniaceae. The transcript has 4 exons. Gene Ontology annotation, biological process: macroautophagy.